This is a messenger RNA of Chlorella variabilis, 2298 nucleotides long. RefSeq lists its product as hypothetical. The record is from RefSeq and is a predicted model, not a curated record. Gene Ontology annotation, molecular function: nucleic acid binding. The transcript has 6 exons. Bases 1 to 2298 code for a protein of 765 amino acids. Lineage: Eukaryota; Viridiplantae; Chlorophyta; Trebouxiophyceae; Chlorellales; Chlorellaceae.
AUGGGUGUGCGGCCUGGCGAUGAGGAUUUUGACUUUGACAGCGCCUGGGAGGAGGUGGAAGCGUUCGAGGCGGCUGAGGCUGAUGAUCGGGCUGCAGCUUACAGCCAGUUUGGGCAGGCCCUGGACGGCACGGCGGCGGCGGCGGGCGGCAGCAAGGCGGUCAAGCAAAAGAAGAGAAGCAGCAGCAGCAGCGGCGCGUUUAGCACUAGUGCCAGGGGCAGCCUGGUGUCGGUCAAGCAGCUGCAGGGCGCGUUCCCAGACAUUCCCACGGAGCAGCCUCCACCUGCGGCCAGCGGCAGGGUGCAGCUCAACCUAAGCAAGCCGCCUGCACGCCCCGGACGGCCGGUGCCUCGUGUGGUGCCCGUGUCCCUCAAGUCCAAGCCACAAGCCAGCUCCGCAGCACGGGACGCGGCGCAGCGCCCGCUGCCGCCUCCUAAGCCUCAGGCGCCGACGCUGGCAGCCAAGCCCAGCAAGCCAGUUGCUCGCCCCGCGCCUGCGUCACCGCCAGCAGCAGUAGCCCCCGAGCCCAUGGCGCCGCCGCCGCUGGCGGCCAAGCCAGCCGUCAAUCCAGCUACAGUUACAGCAGCCGAGGGCAAGGCUGCUGUUCCCGCCGCGGCAGCCCCCAAGUUUAAGGCGCCAGCCAAGCGUGCAGCCAAGCCUGCACUGCCCUCGCCAGCAGCAGUUCCCAAGCCAAUGCCCAAACCUCAGCCCCAGCCAGCAGCAGCAAUCGCCGAGGCUGUGGCAGAAGCAGAGACGGCAGAGGUGGAGCAGGCAGCAUCAGCGGCUGAGGCUGCUCCCGCGCCUGCCCAGCCGCAGCCAGCAAUAACAGCAGCAGCCGCAGCGGCAGCAGCAGCGGAGGCAGAGACACGCUCACAGCAGGAAGCCCCUGCCCGGCCCCAGCCGCCGCCCCGGCAGCUGCAGAAAGCGGCAGCAGCUCAGACCGAGCCGCGCCCCAGCUUUAACAUGAUGCAGGCUGAGCGGCGGGCUCGCAACGCAGAGCGCGGUGCUGCUCUGCUGCUUGAACGCAGUGAUGAGACGCUGACGGUGUGGCAGGCCAACGCCGCGGGGGUGCUGGUGCGCAAUGAACGUCUGUCAGGGUUUGUGCCGAUGUCGCAGCUGGCGCCGGAGCUGGUGAGCCAGGUGCUCCGCGAGGAGCAGAUGCUGCUGGCGGCGGUGUCUGCGGCGGCGAUUGUGGCGCAGCAGGAGGCAGGACAGGCGGCCGCCCCAGCAUCCGCCCCCGCGCUGGACCCAGCCGUGCGCUCCGCAUUCAGAAAGCAGGCGCUUGCGGCUGUGAUGACGGGGCGCCAAGUCACUGCCCGUGUGGUGAAUGUUGACGAGCAGAGCGGCAGGGUGGUCCUGUCGGAGCGUGCAACACUGUCUAGGAAGGAGAAGUUUGUGCGCAAGCCGCCCACGCUGCAGCAGCUGCAGGCGGCCGCCGCUCUGCUGGGGCAAACAGUGGAUGCCACGGUCGUCAGUGUCAAGCCCUUUGGCUGCUUUGUCGAGUUUCUGGUGAAUGUCACGCAUGCAGCAGCAGCAGCAGCAGCAGCAGCAGCAGGCACGGCCGAUGGCGGCAGCAGCAGCGGCAGCGGCGAGGAGCAGCCGGCUGCGCCGGGUGGCACGCCGCUGGUGGGCCUUGUGCACCGAGGCGAGGUGACGUGGGACCCUUCGGCAGACAUCAUGCAGGUGGUACAGGUCGGGCAGCAGGUCAGGGCCAAGGUGGUCCACGUGGAUGCAGUUAAGGCCCGCGUCUUCCUUUCCAUCCGCAAGACCAAGCCCAACCCGCUCCUGGAGACGCUCGACUCCCUCGUCACCUCCUCAACCGCCGCGGCUGCGGCGGCAGCAGCGGGUGGCUCUGCCGACGGGAGCCCAGCGGCCGGCGGUGCCGGCGCCGGUCUGGACCAGCGGCCGGUGCUGGGGGACCUCCCGGAGGCGCUGCGGUUCUGCGAGGUGCUGCGGGCAGCCCCCGGCGUAGUGGUGGCUGAGCUGGGUGUGCGGCUGCAGAGCCGCGCUGCAGCGCAGGAGCUUGAGGUCUACAUGGCAAGCAAGGACCAGGCCUCCAGCAUCGGGGCGGCAGUGACAGCAGCAGGCGGCGCCGCGCGCGGCAACGGCAGCGCCGAGCUGGCGGUCUCGGCGGCAGCCGACCCCAGCGUGCACAGCUACAACCUGGUGCUCCGGAAAGAGACCAGUGUGCAAGAGGUGGAGGUCGUCGCCAGCCUGGCACGGGAGGAGGUGAAGCAGCUGGCAGCGGCGGCAGUGGCUACCGUGGCCGCCGAAACCGCGGCGGUGGUGCCGCAAUAA